Molecule: messenger RNA, 948 nt
Organism: Paramecium tetraurelia
Lineage: Eukaryota; Ciliophora; Oligohymenophorea; Peniculida; Parameciidae
Exons: 4
Biological process (GO): protein ubiquitination
Cellular component (GO): cytoplasm
Molecular function (GO): ubiquitin protein ligase activity
Source: RefSeq, a predicted model, not a curated record
AUGGGUUCCUAACCUUAGAAGUCUAGAAAUUAAAUUGAAAAUAGGUACCAACAGCCAAGUAUGCAGACAAGCUAAAUGCCAUAGCAUAUUCAAAUGUAAUAUCGUUAGCCUAGUUAAUAAAUCAAUAUGCCGAUGCAAUAUUCUUAAACAUUCUAAUACAAUCAUUUCUCAACAUUCAUAUAUAACCAAUCAAUGAUACAAUAAUAACCCCCAUCCUCACAAAGAUCACAAAAUAUAAAUACUUAACCUCGAGUUAUCAAAAAUGAUUUUUGUAUAGAAAAGCUGAAACUUGUUGGAAAUGAAAAUUUCAAAGUUGAAUUCACUUUGUUUGCAUUAAGUCCUUGCAAAAUUUAAUUAUAUGUAUAAUGCUUAGAGAUUUGUCAUCCUGUGAAUAAAAUUCUUCAAGAGAUAAGAGAUAAGCUAUAAUAUGAUGAAUUUUUAAUUAAUGAACCUUAAACUAUGAAUGUUGUAAAAACUAGUAAAAUAACGAUACCUAAGAGUUCUUUAUAAUAGAAAAAAUCAAUUAAUGGCUAAGCUUAUUAGAAGCUUUUACUAAUGAUUUAAAACAAGACAACAAUGAUGGCAUACUAUUACGAUUAUGAAAAUGAUCAAUUAAAAUUAGUCAAAUAAAAGUUUUAGAAUUCUGAUUAUGGAGCAUUCGAGGUUGAAGAAAUUUACGGAAUUAAUGAUUCUAAUCUGAUUGGGUCGAUGAAGCACGAUUAGGAUGAUGGAGAGUGCAUUAUUUGUUUAAGUGAAAAAAUCAAUACGAUUAUCAUGCCCUGUAGACACAUGUGUUUAUGUGGCAAUUGUGCUAAAUAAAUAAUGGAUAAAAAAGAACAAUUAAGACAUGAACCAGCAGAAAGAUAACAACAUGCUCCUGAUUACAAUCUCUGUCCUCAAUGCAGAAUGGAAAUUGAUUCCUUCAUUAAAUUACAAAAAAUUUCUUGA